Messenger RNA from Schizosaccharomyces japonicus yFS275, 1234 nucleotides. RefSeq names its product niemann-Pick disease type C2 protein hE1. Gene Ontology annotation, molecular function: sterol binding. The transcript has a single exon. The coding region runs from base 264 to 776 and encodes 170 amino acids. NCBI's taxonomy places the organism in Eukaryota, Fungi, Ascomycota, Schizosaccharomycetes, Schizosaccharomycetales, Schizosaccharomycetaceae. Gene Ontology annotation, biological process: intracellular sterol transport; sterol transport. The record is from RefSeq and is a predicted model, not a curated record.
UACGUCCUGCUACGCCUACUCUUUUUGAUUAUUGCGAAAACACUCCUUUGUGAGGUGUAAAAAUAAAAAUAAAACUUAUACACAGUUUAUAACGGAAUUGUACAUAUUAAAUUCUGUUAAAAACAAUACCAGUAUUAAACCUUGUUCGAAGUUACAUCAUGCGGGCAAUAGCUUAAAUCUUACGUAGACUACCCCGACACCUUGGCUAUGCAAACCUACCAUCUCCCUCUCCCCGAGUCAAUUCUCCAAUUCUAAUUGUCAAGAUGAAGUACUCGGUGCUACUGUUUGCUCUGUCCUUUUUGCCAAUGCUCUGUCAGGCGAUGAUUCGCCCGAAAUACUACGAGCUUCAAGAGCUGAAGAUUCCUGGAGACAAUCCUGCUUAUUUUUGUAACAAUAACUGGGACCAUUCUCUCGACACGCUUCAAAUUAACUACCUGAACCUUGUUCCUAAUCCUCCUCGUGCUGGUAAGAACCUGUCGAUUGAGACGCAAAUCGCCGUCAACACUGUUGUUGAGGAAGGCAGCUACGUGUUGGCUGAAGUAAAGUAUGGAUUCGUUCGCAUUGUCAACGAGAAGCUGGAUCUUUGCGAGCAAGCAGAUCUUCUCGCAGGUAUCAAGUGCCCUGUUGGACCUUCCCUUAUUACGAAAACGAUUGAAGUUCCUCUCCCUUGGGCCAUUCCUCCAGGCACAUACCAUGUUAAUGCUCGUGUCUUCAAUGCAAAUGACGAACAAUUGACUUGCGUCACCGCCUCCGUUUCUUUCAGACACUUUGGUUAGUUCAUAAUGAAUGCCAAAAAGGUAUCUUGGACAGAUGUUAAGCAUUGACACUAAGAGUUAUACUCAACUUGUUUUGAAUUAACAUUUCCUCUUCGCAUUAUGCACCACUUAUAAAUAUCAGGGUCGCUGCGUUCUUCUCGUUUUGUUGUUGGAGCCUAGGGCCUAAUCGAACUACUGCUAUUUGCCCUAAUUGUCUUUAUCGUUUUUCUUUUUUCAUACAUAUAUUGUUAUACUCCUACACAGUUUUAAUUGAGCCUUUUCAGCAGUACUUAAGCUAUUGUAGCGCAACAUCUUGGAUGAAGGCAGUUCUAUACUAGCAGUGACAAGAUUAGUAAUACCAGGCACUGGAGUAGAUAGUUUAACAACAGCAGUGACAGCAAGUAUGAAUUAAAGAAACCAGAUGUAGCAAUACGUCCGGAAACAAAUUGUAUAAACAAAUAGUAGACGAUGAUGAAGGA